Molecule: messenger RNA, 1257 nt
Organism: Capronia coronata CBS 617.96
Lineage: Eukaryota; Fungi; Ascomycota; Eurotiomycetes; Chaetothyriales; Herpotrichiellaceae
Exons: 1
Coding region: 1-1257 (418 amino acids)
Molecular function (GO): metal ion binding
Source: RefSeq, a predicted model, not a curated record
AUGUCAGAACAGCAGGCCCUGAAGCCACAAUUUUUCGUCACUCGCCAAAAUGGUGUCAUGGUCCCGCUCAUUGCAAUGGAUGAGCUUCCGGUUCACGUUCAACUUCGCAAUGUUCCCCGGAUCCUGGACCCUUACAAUAUCGCGGGAAUGAUAGGUGUGGGGUUCUAUGAAUCUCGGCAUCAGUACUACGUUGUCGAGGCACUCAACAACAGCAAACCAUUGUUCCUCGAUAGCAUCCAUGCACCACACUCCGACAGAAUACAAGCUGCUUCCUCCAGAACCAAUGUUGCCAAUAGGUGGACCGCAGCAGCGGUUCCAAGAACUCCAGUGCAGUCCCCGGCGCCACCCAAGGCAUUUGGCGUCGACGAACAGCGUCCAAGCGGUGCCGACAGCGGCUCUUGCACGUCAUCUACACUCUCGGUCGGCAGCGAAAGCAAACCUGUUUACAGCAACAACGUCUCCAAUCUUUCAGCCAAAGCUAGUGCUGUGGCAGCUUCCAACAAACAACCAAACAUUGGUCAAAGUAAAGUCCCGGCGGGGAGCAAAGAAUACUGCUCGUUUUGGAUUCGUCGUGGUGAAUGCGACUACGCCCAGCAAGGAUGCGUUUACAAGCAUGAGAUGCCUCUGGAUCUGCCGACACUCGAACGCAUUGGUCACCGUGACAUCCCCCGCUGGUAUCGUGAACAGUACGGUUUAGGUAGCCUUCUGGUUGCUGGCGGACAGAGUGGACCGAGUUUCGGCGUUUCUGAUCCAAAAGCUGUCGACCGAAAAUGGCGGGUCAGCGACGAUGCGAAACGCAUGAUCUGCCAUGGACUCGGCGUUGCAGCCAGAGGUCAAGGACCACGACCGGGUAACAGAAACUACGGCAAGAACUACAAUGUCGCAAAGGAUAAAGCCCUCGAGGCAGAAAAAGCGAAGGCGGAGAAAGAAAAAGAGCUGAUCGCACUGAAGUUGGCUGAGGAUGAGGAGAAAGAGCGCAAGGCUCUUGCUGCAAAGUACAAAGUCCUCAGACCCGACCACCGAUCCAUCUUCGACCACGAACUUGACAGUGACACUUUCAGCAAUGGCGAGGAACCAAACGACUUGAUGGCCAAGAUCAGAGCAAAGGAGCAGGCCGGAUGGGAGAAGGAGAAAGCCCGGGCGAGCAUCAUCAAUUCAAGCGCUGCAAGCAGUACUAUCGCGAGCAAGCGGGGUGGAUCUAGCAAGGAGAACAGAGGUGGCAGAUACCGCGGCGGAACCAGACGAGGGAAGAAUUGA